Messenger RNA from Phyllostomus discolor (pale spear-nosed bat), 3870 nucleotides. It is a transcript of the gene TIRAP, whose product is annotated as TIR domain containing adaptor protein. Lineage: Eukaryota; Metazoa; Chordata; Mammalia; Chiroptera; Phyllostomidae. The transcript has 7 exons. The record is from RefSeq and is a predicted model, not a curated record. Gene Ontology annotation, biological process: signal transduction. Bases 1269 to 2006 code for a protein of 245 amino acids.
UAGGAGAGUAUGUACUCACCACUGCUUGUGUCACUGAAACUGCAAGGGACAGGGACUCAGCACGCCCCCCCCCCCCCCCCACGCCUGCACGGAGCCCUCUCCGCUCCGUCUGGAGCCGGAAGAUGGGUCCCUGGCCUCAGGGAAUCUUCAGUCUAAGGCGAGGGCUAAGCCGCGCGAGCACAAGCUCCCAGUAACACCUGGUGCUGCGGGAAUUUGAGGAAAGAGGAGGGAAGAGAAGGUUAAGAAUGAUUUACCUGCAUAAGAUACAAAGAUGACUUUCAGCAGUGGGGUUGCUGAAGGCAGAUCUGAGAAAAGGGAGGGCCCUGUGGGCGGAGGGGACUAGGGGGCCCAGGCACAGAGCUGGGAGAGCAGAGGGAUCCUCCUCCCCUAGGCUGCGGGAGUUCCUGUGGGCGCAAGGGCUCAUCUGCAACUUUCUGCCCAAGUGAUAACUCCAUCGGUGCCCGUGAGCGCAGCAGCGGGCAAGGCCCCUCUCCGCAGGCGCAGAGGCCGGGCUGGCCUGGUCGGGGCUGACCCCGCCUGCACCUCCUGGCGCCACUGGGCGGGUGCAAGAGGAGGCGGGGCACAGGCCAGGCGCUUCCGGGGAGGGGGCCGCUCCCUGGCCCACGCCUCACUUCCUCUCGGCCGGGGCGGCCAGCCCCGAGCCUGAGUCCGCAAGCUCCACGGCAACUUGGUCCCGCGCAGUCAUUUCACCAACAUCUACUGGGGGCUGGGCACCGUAAAGAGCGCAGGAGUGCCACCGCGGAACAGGACAGAUUGACCUCCCUCCUGGAGACAGACGGGUGGGUGAGCAAUCACAGCCCCGCCUGGCCAGUGCAGCUUGGAGAGGGGAAGUUCUGCAGCUGCCCUGGGGGGACCAAGGAUUCGGCAAAGAACGAGGAAGCUGUUCUUUACCAGCCCUUCACCUCCGGCCCUGUCUCAGACCAGGGCAGGCUCUGCUCCAUGGGGCAUCCUCCCAGAAAUCUAGGCCGAAAAAGCUGCUGCAGUCAGGGGCAUCCUGGUCACUGUGGUGGGAAGACAACGUGGCAGGUCCCGCAUCCAAGUUUUAACAGGAAGCCCCUGUGAAGAGCCAAUGGCCCUUCUCCGGAUCCCGAAUGCACGCCAGGGCCGGUGGAGCAGAGAGCAGGUGCCCUCCUGGUCAUGCCGAGCUCAUAUGCUGAUGGCUGUUCCGUGGGUUCAAGACUGGGUCCCCUCCCUUCUCCCAUGUCACCAAUGCCUGGUCUCUGGGGGUUAGUUUUCAGCCUAACACUAUGGCAUCGCCCACCUCCUGCCCAGCUUCUGGCUCCAGGUCCAAGAAGCCUUUGGGCAAGAUGGCUGGCUGGCUCAGGCAGGCCCUGUCCAAGAAGACCAACAAGAUGCCUGCGUCCCAGAAAAGCCCCCCAAGUGACGCUCUGCCAGGGUGCUCACGGGACAAUGCUCUGCCACCAUGCUCGCAGGAUGACCCACCACCACGGUGCCCCCAGGACCACCCCCCAUCAUCGGGCCUCAGCUCAGCCGCAUUGGCGGAGUCUCCCGCCCUGCCACCUGCACAGGAGGGUGCCACCAGCAGCAGCAGUGGUGGCCGCUGGAGCAGGGACUACGACGUGUGCGUGUGCCACAGUGAGGAGGACCUGGCGGCCGCACAGGAGUUGGUGGCCUACCUGGAGGACUGCUCCGCCAGCCUGCGCUGCUUCCUGCAGCUGCGUGAUGCAGCCCCAGGCAGCGCCAUUGUGUCUGAGCUGUGCCGGGCGCUGGACAGCAGCCACUGCCAGGUGCUGCUCAUCACUCCUGGCUUCCAGCGUGACCCGUGGUGCAGGUACCAGAUGCUGCAGGCCCUGAGCCAGGCCCCGGGGGCCGAGGGCCGCACCAUCCCCCUGCUCACAGGCCUGGCCAGGGAUGCCUACCCGCCCGAGCUGCGCUUCAUGUACUUUGUGGACGGCCGGGGCCCAGAACGAGGCUUCCGCCAAGUCAAGGAGGCCAUCCUGCGCUAUCUGCAGACGCUCAGGUGACACUUCUCAUGUCACGGCGGGACCCAGAAGGCUGGCACAAAGCUGGAAAUCAAGUUAGAGAACCCAAGGCCUUGGAUCCAGCAGGUGUGACAGGGCCUGAGGAGCUGGAGCUGGUAGCACUUUCCACGUGAUCUGGGAUCAGAUUGCCUAGCAGGCUUCCAUUAUUGCUGGGGACUCCCCAGGAAGGCCCUGAGGAAGCUGGGGAUUCCCCCAGAAAGGUCAUGAGGAAGCUGGGGACUCCCCAGGAAGGCCCUGGCACAGCCAGAAACUGGAGGUGGUAGGAGGAGGUGCUGAUAACAGGAUGACCACCAAUGUUUUACCUCCUUAUUGGAUGUGAGUCUGACGCAUCCUCAGGGCUUCUUCCCCUGGAAUCAGGCACAGGUGUAGAGAUGCAUCCCUCCUGAACAGGUGACUCACCUGAUGCAUCAGCCAGAAGCCUAGAGUGCAUGUCUCAGCAUGGACGGUUUUUCUGGUUGCCUGGGAAGAAAGCCCUGGAACAGAUGUCAAGAGAAAGUCAAAGGUAUCAAGUCUUUCACACUCAGACUGCUGCCAUUCUCCUUCCCUUCAUUCACUUCAGAAAGCUACAUGAAAAAUAACACUCAGUAUUGUACCGUAUUUAUUUUUACUGCACACAUGUUGUUAAAGACUCAACCUGGAAACCUUCCUGAACAGAGAGGAGAAGACUGGGAGUAGGUGGGGUGAGGAGAAGGAAAGCUCAGACCUUUUACCUUGGAUCAAAAGCCCACCCACCGAUGCUUUGACAUACAAGGGCCUCACAGGGGUCUGGCUGGGGCCUGUGCUUUACCGUGUCUUCUUCGCCGCUGUACCGCGAGAGCCAGCAUUCUUUUUCUGGCAAGUGACUGUGCCUUGAACGACAGGCAAGGUUUCGUUCAUCUGUUCUCGGUAAAAGUUGGUUGUUGAACCGAAACGAAGUUUUUGUUCCACCAAUGUGUACCUUUGUGCUUCUCUCACUCCCCGCUCCUUACACUGAAAAAUAUUUAUACAUAUAUAUAUUUUUGUAAUGGAGAUGCAGUGGGCAUGUGACAUGAUACUAGUUUCAGGUAUAGGAUUCGAUAUUUGUAUAUAUUGUGAAAAAAGUUGUAUUUUUAAGUAUGAAUUAUUUUAUUACAUACAAAAGGACUAAAGCAUACUACAGUGUACAUUCGUGUGCCUUCCACCCAGCUUGGGAAGCAAAACAUGACAAUCCUGGGGUGCUCCCUUUGUGCCCUUAAUUAUCUUCCUCCUCCUCUCACCAGAAAUAACCACUACUCUACAUCUCUCACCGUUGUCUAGAAAUUUAUUACACACAUAUGCUUCCCGGACAACAUGCUCCUUUUAUAUGGUUUGAAUCUGUACAGAAACAGCGUUGUGAUGUGCUCUGCCGUCUCUUUGUCGCAUGGGUGAGACUGAGCCACGCUGAGGCACGUGACUGCAGCCAGUUCACUCGCAGUCCGCCGCGCGCGCGCACCACUCUCGAACUACGGGCUCUGUCGCAGAUGGACGUUUGGUGUUCCUAGUGUUCUUGCUAUUAAAAAGAAGGGGCUUUUUUGAAAAAAAAAAAAAGUGAACAUUUUUGUACAUGUCUCCAUGAGCAUGAUUUUCGAGGAUUUAGCCUGGAUGGGGAACAGUUGGGUAGUAAAGAAAACACAUGUUUAGUUUUGGUAAAAGAUACCAGAUUUUCUUCUAAAUUAGUCAUGGUAAUUUAUGUUCCUACCAUUUGUGUAUGAGUUCCCAUGGUUUGAUGUUCUUGCUAACACUUUAGAAUUAUCAGAUUUUAAAAUGUUUGACAAUCUGGUGGGUGAAAACUGGUAUCCUAUUAUCAUAAUGUUCGUAUUUUCCUUACUUUUUUAAAAAUUAUUUAAAA